Messenger RNA from Acyrthosiphon pisum (pea aphid), 846 nucleotides. RefSeq names its product 52 kDa repressor of the inhibitor of the protein kinase-like. Lineage: Eukaryota; Metazoa; Arthropoda; Insecta; Hemiptera; Aphididae. Gene Ontology annotation, molecular function: protein dimerization activity. The coding region runs from base 219 to 539 and encodes 106 amino acids. The transcript has 2 exons. The record is from RefSeq and is a predicted model, not a curated record.
CCUUUUUUUUAGGAUUUAUUUAAUACAUAAUAAUAUAUACAUUGUAAUAGGUAUACACUUUUACUCGUUAUUCAUGGCAUUCUUAAAUACAUUUUUUUAGGAUUUGAAUGUAUCUUUGGUAGUUCAAAACUUACUACUGAAGAUAUUGACCAAUUCAAUCAACUUAUUGAGUUUUAUUCUCCUAUUAUUGAUUCAUUAGUGGCAUUGAAAAAAUAAAAAUGUUUAGGAACAAACUCGCAAGCCAAAAUAUAACACCGAAAUCAGCAUUUGAUGCUUUGUUAAAAUGCAAUGAAGAUUUAUAUCCUAAUAAUAUUCAUUUUUUAUUUAAAAUUGUAUGCACCUUGCCAGUUUCUACAGCUUGUCCGGAACGGCCAUUUUCAAGUUUAAAAAGGAUUAAAUCAUAUCUACGCAACACAAUAUCUGAAAAGAGGCUAAAUGGUUUAGCAAUGUUAAGCAUUCAUCGCGAUAUUGGCGUUAAUGUAGACAAAGUGUUGAAUGAAAUGUCUCAAAAACCAAGACGAAUGAAUAUUAUUUUGUGAUUUUUUUAUGAAAAUAAAUGUAUAAUAUUAUAAAUGUUGGUGUAGUUUUGAGUGUCAUGGUGACAUGAUCAGCAUGGCCUAUAUAGUGUACUUUACCGAAAGGUAAGAUAACAUAAUGUGAUCCUAGAUAUUUGUCCCCCGCCUCGGCCUUCCUUCGAUGUGCUAAAUAAUUUUGGUCAUAUCACCCCCUAGAAAAAAAUCGUAGAUACGCCACUGAAAUACCUUCAUCAGUUUUUUUUCAUAAGCAUUACAAGUUUAAAUCUUGACAAAUUACGGAAAAAUCACGGAAAUUACCAAAUUAUUUUGA